Molecule: messenger RNA, 4864 nt
Organism: Trematomus bernacchii (emerald rockcod)
Lineage: Eukaryota; Metazoa; Chordata; Actinopteri; Perciformes; Nototheniidae
Gene: pde8a
Product: phosphodiesterase 8A
Exons: 22
Coding region: 1307-3760 (817 amino acids)
Biological process (GO): regulation of DNA-templated transcription; positive regulation of ERK1 and ERK2 cascade; signal transduction
Molecular function (GO): 3',5'-cyclic-AMP phosphodiesterase activity
Source: RefSeq, a predicted model, not a curated record
GUCAAUCCUUGCGGGUGCUUUUAUUGGAUGUGCCGCUGUCAAGCAGUGCUGAAGAAUUGGAAGGGCAAACGCCAGAAAAGGCAGAGAAAAGACUAACAUAAAAUCAGCAUUAUGUAGCUCGGUCCUGCCUUAUCUUCGCUCUGUUUCACCGUGAAUCAUCCUGCCGUGCCAGAUUUCAGAUCCGAAACUUGUGGACACGGAUCGGUCUUGUUUUUUUUUUUUUUUUUUUGUGUCUUUUUUUUUUUUUGUGAAGAUUCUGUGUGUAUCAAGCGGUUGCAUUCUCCAGAGGUGGUACAUGGUAUCUGACAACCUCUACAUCCUUUUAUUGCUACAAGAAUGAGAGAAAACCGUGGAGCCCGGUGACAGUGUAGCCAGCUGCACCCGGGUUUGGACCUCCUAUAUCAGGCGGAUCAUCCUCAACCGGGCAGCGGAUGCCUGAAUGGAUAUUUGCGAGCCAUCCAGCAAGAUUUCCCCGUUUCCUAAAUUGGUGAAUGUGUGCUGAUGGAAGGAGUGUUCUGUCGGACUACAUUAUGGCUUUAUGUUUUACGGAGGGUGUUUGACAUCGGAGCGACUGGCUAGAAUAACACCCUGCAGUGUGAAUAUUUCAGCCUGUUGAUGAUGAACCGCGCAGGACUGGAGCAAAGUGUCGUGAGAACCGGUUUAUGGCCCGUGUCUUGAGCUGAAGUGGACAUCCAGAUUGUUUGAGAGAGACACAAAUAGAGGAAAAAGCGUCAUUUUUGAUGGCUCCGGGGUGUGGGAGGACGACUACACAUGAAACAUUGGACACCCAUAAUGGAUAAAACUAUUGCAUGAAGCUGGCGUGGGGACUGCAUGGUGUGUUUUUCAGGCCUAGCCUACUUGAUAACAGUGAAGUUAGGGGGAAAUGAGAAAAUGGUGAUGUGGUACGAAGAAGGCGAGAAUAGGAGCCGGAGUGAGGGAUCCAAAUCGUCCAUGGGGAUCUGAGGAGCCCAGCUGAAGAAUAACGGAAUCCAAGUUUUCGAGGACAAGACAGCUGCUUUGAUUAAAGACCUCCAAUUAACUUCAUGUGAAAAAGAGAGGGAGGAAAUCAGCUUCCUGGUCGGGGGGUUGGGGAUAGAGAGAUUUUAUUCAUGCCUUGUGUUGGAGAAAUUGGAGAACCGACUUUGCUGUGGCCUAGAUGAUACAUAUAUAUAUGUAUUUAUAUAUAUUUAACAAAAAGACAGACCUUAGAAGGAAAAGUGGACCUUCAAAAAAGGGCGAAUGACACUCUGGUAGCCUCAAAGUAAAGCACUUGCUCAAAGAGAAAAAGGCUGAAGUGGGUUGAAGCAUGGGCUGUGCUUCAAGUAUUCAUAUCUCUGAUAGGGUGGUCUACCAAAGUGGAAAAGAGUCCGAGGAUUCCCACUCACCCCAGCAGACUAAUACCACUCAGCAAGGAAAUCCUGCCUCGGCACUACCCCUAAAACCCCAGAGCUGCAAGACCACAUUAACAGAGGUGCAAUUUGGACCAAUGAAGUUAUUUAAAGACCCACUUCAGGUACUUUUAGUUUUUGCCAAAGAGGACAGUCAGAGUAAUGGCUUCUGCUGGGCAUGUGAGAAGGCCAACUUCAGGUGCAGCAUGGCACGAACACCCGAGUCGGCUCUUGAAUGUUUCUUGGAGAAGCAUCAUGACCUCGUCAUCAUUGACCACAGACAUUCCAGACACUUUGAUGCUGAAGCACUAUGCCGGUCAAUUAGAGCGGUCAACUCUUCAGAAAACACUGUGAUAGUCGCCGUUGUGAAAAGGCCAGACAGAGAGGAAGCCUCUGUGAUGCCCCUGAUCAACGCCGGCUUUAAUAGGAGAUAUGUGGAGAAUGCCAAUAUGAUGGCCUGCUAUAACGAGCUGCUACAGUUGGAGCAUGGAGAGGUGCGGGCGCAGUUCAAACUGAGGGCUGGAAAUGCUAUUUUCACAGCUCUAGAACAAAGCCAAGAGGCCAUAGAGAUCACUUCUGAAGAUCAAGUAAUUCAGUACGUGAACCCUGCCUAUGAGUCGAUUAUGGGCUACCAACGAGGCGAGCUAAUAGGGAAGGAAAUAAUAGAAGUGCCUAAAAGUGAGAAGAAUAAGCCUGAUCUCCUUGAAACAAUAAAUUCCUGCAUACGGAAAGGAAAGGAGUGGCAGGGGAUUUAUUAUGCCAAAAAGAAGAACGGAGACAGCAUUCAGCAAAAUGUGAAGAUCACACCUGUAAUUGGACAGGGAGGAAAAAUCAGACACUAUGUGUCUAUCAACUGGCCUUUACAUGAUAAUAAUAAGAGCGAUAAAUCCACUGAACGUGUGCAGGCAGAGUCUCAGACAGACAUCCAAUCUAGUAAGCACAAAGACCGGAGGAAAGGCUCUUUGGACGUCAGAUCCACAACUUCUCGGGGGAGCGAUGGGAGCUCGCAGCGAAGGCACUCCUCAAUGGCCCGAAUCCACUCCAUGACUAUAGAGGCUCCCAUCACCAAGGUAAUCAACAUCAUCAAUGCAGCGCAGGAGAGCAGUCCAAUGCCCGUGGCAGAGGCCUUGGAUCGGGUACUGGAGAUCCUGAGGACGACUGAGCUCUACUCCCCACAGUUUGGCACCAAUGAUGAGGACCCCCAUACGAAUGACCUUGUGGGGGGGCUGAUGACGGAUGGCCUACGCAGAUUGUCAGGAAAUGAAUACAUCUUGGCCUCGAAACAGCCCCACCAUAUGCCCAGUCACCUGACAACCCCUCUGACUUUAAAUGACAUCCCCCCUCGUAUCGCCCAGACCAUGGAGAACGAGGAAUCUUGGGACUUCGACAUUGUGAACUUGGAAGCUGCAACCAUGAAACGGCCUUUGACUUACUUGGGCAUGAAGAUCUUCUCCAGAUUUGGGGUCUGCGAGUACCUUAACUGCCCUGAGGCCACUUUGCGCUCCUGGCUUCAAGUAGUUGAAGCUAACUACCACUCCAGUAACUCCUACCACAACUCUUCUCAUGCAGCUGAUGUCCUGCACGCAACAGCGUAUUUCCUCUCCAAGGAGAGGGUCAAGCAAAGUUUGGAUCCCAUUGACGAGGUGGCCGCCCUCAUUGCUGCGACUGUUCACGACGUGGACCACCCAGGCCGCACCAACAGCUUCCUGUGUAAUGCAGGAAGUGAACUGGCCAUCCUCUACAACGACACCGCUGUGCUAGAGAGCCACCAUGCAGCACUGGCCUUCCAGAUCACUACGAGAGAUGAUAAGUGCAACAUCUUCAAAAACAUUGAAAGGAAUGAAUAUCGAACGCUAAGACAGGCCAUCAUUGAUAUGGUGCUCGCAACUGAGAUGACCAAACACUUUGAACAUGUCAACAAAUUUGUCAACAGCAUCAACAAGCCACUGGCUGCUCUGGAGGAGAAUGGGGGAAGCAGCGAUGAGGACUCCGCCAAAAGCAUUCUGACGUCCCCCGAGAAUCGCAUCCUCGUCAAGCGGAUGCUCAUUAAGUGUGCGGACAUCUCCAAUCCAUGCAGGCCUCAGGAGCUCUGUAUAGAAUGGGCCGGACGCAUCUCAGAGGAGUAUUUUGCACAGACGGACGAGGAGAAGAGACAAGGUCUACCAGUGGUUAUGCCUGUGUUUGACAGAAACACGUGUAGCAUCCCAAAGUCUCAGAUUUCCUUUAUGGACUACUUCAUUACGGACAUGUUUGACGCAUGGGAUGCUUUUGCAGACCUUCCCAACCUUAUGCAGCACUUGGACAACAACUUCAAGUACUGGAAAGGCCUUGAUGAGAGGAAGCUGCACAGCCUGCGACCGCCUCCAGAGUAGGCGCUGCAGUGUUGGGUCCUGGGACUCUGCGGUCCGGGGCAGCCUCUCUCCUGCCAGGGCGUCUCUCUCCCUGCCAGCCCAGCCAGCCACCGGGCCUCCUUGCCUUCACUCUUCUGCUUCUGUAGCAUGCUGAGCGUCCACAAGUCCGUCCAUACAGAAACCACAGAAGGACUUCCUGGCAGGCAGUUGCAGCUGGCUUGUCAGAUGAGAACUGUGACAAACAGACACGGACACACAGCAUCCUUAUGAACUCCUCGUGCCUCUCAGGCAUCCGCAGUGUAGCUGGCCAAGUGACACGACUGAGAGAUGGUCCUAACAGGCCUCCUGGCAAAGCCUCCAUCCCUUAUUUACUACAUGAGCACUCCUGUCUGCCUGUGAAGUUGCUGUUUGAGUAAAAACUACUUGUUAACUGAAGGAGCAAGCAACACUGGAGGAGUGGGUGAAAUGUGGCCUGGAUAUGAAGGUGACCAAUCCACAUCAGGCCAUAUCAUAAUUACCUUUGACCUCCAUCCCUGUGCUCGCAGCAAGGCAGGACUGCUCCUUCUGCCCCCAGAGGCCACACCAUGAAAGAACACUCCACUGCUUCUUUUUUUUGUCCUUCAGAAACACAUCCAAGUUGACACAUAGCUGUCAUAACAGACAUGUGGGAGGGGAUGCUUUCUCUUUGGGUCAGGGAGUGGAUCUUUACUUUAGGCCACUGCUGAGAGACAAACACCUCAACAUCAUGAUCAUAGGUAACUAAUUACACAUGAUUUGGUAUGUUCAUUUUCUUAGUUUUUCCUUAUUUUCUAUAAUAAAAACAUUCAUAAAUGAAUGAGUUGAUAAGUAAGAACAAAUUGAAUUUCGAAAAGAGAGAGAAAAGCCAAAGCUGAUGAAGACAAAUAAUAUAGCUAAUUAUUACUCAUACAAAGCAUUACCAUAAUAAACAUGUUUAUUUUCUUAUCAAAAGUACAGUACCAGUUUGAAUGAACACUUUUGUAUUGCACUGUAAACAAUAUUAGAAAUGUCUACGUCUCAGUAAUUUGUCCAGGGAUGGGAUUGUGUGUGUGUGUGUGUGUGUGUGUGUGUGUGUGUGUGUGUGUGUGUGUGUGUGUGUGUGUGUGU